AAUUGAACCCUUCACCGAGUUGAACGCUUAAACUUGAAAAAUGAGAAGAGGAACGUUCCACCCACUAUCAUUAGGGUUCGGUAGCGUCUUCAAUCUUCAUGUCGAUUCUGCGCCAAUGUGUUUUCCCUAUCAAGUAUCUAUCUUUUCAAUUCAAUUACCGAGUUGCUUUCACUCCUCUUCCCCAAAAACUGGAACUUGCUCUUAAGAGACUGGGGCAUUCUGUGGAGGUUUCAGGAUUAUUGUUAUGUGGGAUAAAACAUGAUACUGAGAGGUAUCUCAGACGUAACAACGUUUGUGGCUGUUAUCCUGCAUUGUCAGGUGCAAAAAUGGUUUGUUUAAGAGAGGAAAGUUACCAUACUUCACCCGUUAUUGGAAAGUUCUUUAUGGGUAGUCGCCAUUUGUCUUCUUUGGUUAAUGAGAAAAGUUGUAAUGAGAAUAUUUUGAAAGAAACAGUUUUGGAACUUGAGAAAUUCCUUUCAGCUAAGGUCAACGGGGACAUUAAUUUGGAUGAAGAAGUUGAGCAGGAAUUUGAGUCAGAACCUAGUCGUCUCGAUGAUCCUCUGUCGGAAUAUGCAAAUGACCUAUACCUUGGCUGUCGUGAGCCUUUGAAGAGGAAGACUUCUUUGGAGUUGUUAAGAACCGUUAUGAACAGUCCAGCCCCCUACCUUCCUGGUAUUCUGAAAAAAUUUGCUGAAGCAGUGGAGCAUUUGAGCCAUUUAGAGGCUUCGAAGAUUGUAUUUAUUCUCUGGAAGCAUCAUAUGUAUUACAAGGCGUUGAAGAUUUUGGAAUGGUUGGAGACCACGAAACAAUUAGAGCAUAGUGAAAAUGCUUAUGCCUCUCAUCUCGAUUUAAUAGCCAAGGUUCAGGGAGUUGAUGUGGCAGAGAAGUACAUGAAGAAUGAUGUGCCAGACUCUUUCAAAGGUGAAUUACUGUACAGAACUCUUCUAGUAAACUGUGUCCGCUCUGGCAACAUGGAAAAAUCCGUGACAGUUUUUGAAAAAAUGAGAAGUUUAGGUUUGCCAAUUACUAUCUAUACUUUGAAUCAGAUGAUCAUUUUGUACAAGAAGUAUGACAGAAGGAAGAUACUCGGCAUAUUAUCCUUUAUGAAGAACGAAAAUUUAACUCCAUCUCAUCUUACAUACAGGAUUCUGAUAGCCACCAAGGGUGAAACUGGGGACAUAAUAGGGAUGGAACAAUUGGUUGAGGAUAUGAAAUCUCAUGGUUUGCAACCUGAUACUCAUUUCCUGACAGACUUGGCCAGAUACUAUAUUUCUGAGGGAUAUAAACAUAAAGCCAUCACUAUACUGAAAGAAAUAGAAGGAGCAAACUCACAUGAAUAUAUUAGGAUAUACAAUAAACUGUUCUCUCUCUACGCCUCUCUUGACAUGACUAGUGAUGUAAGCAGAAUAUGGAACAAUUGCAAGUCAGACCCCACAAUGCUGGAGUGUGAAGCAGUAAUAGGAGCAUUGGGCAAACUUGGAAAAGUUGAGGAAGCAGAAGCAGUAUUUGAAAUGGCAAUGCAUAAAUUUAAGGGGCCCUCAUCCAGGCUCUUUUCUGAACUUCUUAGAGUUUAUGCUCUGAAUGACCAGAUAUCGAAAGGUAAGGACUUUGUCGAGCGAAUGAGACAUUCUAGAUGUUGGUCUGGUCCACUGGUUUGGGAUGGACUAGUGAGAUUCUAUGUUAAAGCCGGUGAUGUAGAGAAGGCCGCUUCGAUUUUAAGUAAGGCUGCCGAAAGGCAAUGUGGGGGUGCAGUGAAGCCGUUAUUCAGCUCUUACAUGGUUGUGAUGGAACAGUAUGCAAAUUGUGGAGAUGUACAUAAUACUGAGAAAUGGUUCUAUAAAAUGAGGCAGUGUGGAUACACCGGUCGUCUUAGGCCAUUUCAGAUUCUGGUUCAGGCUUAUUUGAAGGCCAAAAUCCCUGCUUACGGGGUCAGAGAAAGAAUGAAGGCUGAAAAUGUUUUCCCAAAUAAAGAAUUUAGCAUGCAGUUGACAGAAAUUGAUGCACUAAAGAAUGUAUACUUAAUAGAUCCCUAGUAUGUUGAAGUUAUGAGAUAGUUGCUCCAUUAAUUGCAUUUUAACAGAGACCAAUUAAAACAAGGUAAAUAUUAUCUUAUUUUCUGGCUAAGAUUGUUACAUGCUACUCUACCACCACUCACCGUUUAACAGAGUAGUAGUCCAUUCUUGUGCAGUGUAACCAGUUAGAAAUGGGCUUAUUUCUAGCUAUACAUUUUUAUGUUUUCUGAAAGGAAAGGGGAGCACAUGAUAACGUGCACCAUCUUGUGUUAA
Molecule: messenger RNA, 2285 nt
Organism: Vigna unguiculata (cowpea)
Lineage: Eukaryota; Viridiplantae; Streptophyta; Magnoliopsida; Fabales; Fabaceae
Product: pentatricopeptide repeat-containing protein At1g80270, mitochondrial-like
Cellular component (GO): mitochondrion
Molecular function (GO): protein binding
Source: RefSeq, a predicted model, not a curated record